CGAAUGGAACGCUGUGGUUCAGCUGCCUGACUGAACACUAACAUUAGACCUCGCUGGUGUGGUUUAACGGCUCACGGGUUCAAGGACAUACGGGUAUCAAAUCGGACUGCAUAAACUGAACCGUGAAUAACAAUCGGAGCUAUAAGACAUGGAGAGUCUUCUGAAGUCCAUUGAGACCAUGCCAGUCACAGAGCCUGCGAUGUGGUGGGGAACACUGGGCACCGUGCGGCCCUUCCCAAGCUUCAGACCAGGGGAGGAUGCUCAGGAGAUCCACACAGCCCUGGAGGAGAAAGAUGUGAAUACUCUGGUGAGGAUCUUGACCAAUCGCACAAAUGCACAGAGGCAAGCCAUCUCUCAGGCCUACCACACCCUCACACAGAAGGACCUGAGUAAAGCCCUGAAGAAACUGCUGUCUGGGGCGCUGGAGGAGCUUCUCCUGGGCCUCCUGAUGACCCCCGCGCUAUUUGACGCUCAUCGACUCCGACAGGCCAUGCAGGGUAUGGGGACGGAUGAGGACACUCUGCUGGAGGUCCUGUGCACCAGAUCAGCACAGCAGCUUAGAGACAUCUCUGUAAUCUACAAACAAGAAUUUGGACGGUAUUUGGAGAACGACCUGAUCAGUGAGACCAGCAAGGAUUUUACCAAGCUGCUCCUCGCCAUACUCAAGAAGGAAGAGGAGAACAUGCAGGGGAUCAUGGAGUACCAACUCAUCGAGCGAGACUUCAAGACACUGACUGAGGCCCUCAGCGGAAAGAAGGCAGACCCCACCCCCUGGAUCAGGGUGCUCACCACGAGGGAUUCUGACCAUCUUGCCAGAGUCUUGUCCAGGUGGGAGACUGUUCGGGGGGAGACUGUGGUCAAAGCUGUGCAGAGUCACUUUUCUGGGGACCUGAAACUGGGGCUCUGUGUACUGGUUUGUACUAUCCAGAACACCCCUUUGUACCUGGCCCAGCGACUGCAAACCUCCAUGAAGAAAAACAGUGUGCUGUUUGGCAUCCUGGUCUCUCGCAGUGAGGAGGAUCUUCUCAGCGUGAGAGUGGAAUAUCGCAGACUGACCAGUACCUCACUCUACUCAGCUAUACUGAAAGAAUUUAAAGGAGAUCUUCAAAUGGCCUUAUUAGCCUUGUGUCGGGCUGAAGACUUGUAGCCAAACAGAGGGCCAAAGAGAUAGAGUGACCAGAUGUAUACUGUUUACAUGAUUACAUUCACAUGCCUCAGCUUUUAUUCACACAUAGAAACCACCUACAUCCUGUAAUCAGACAUUUUGAUCUACCAACAGUAAUGUUCAUUCCCUCUCUCCCAAGCUAUCCAGGUGGGAUUUAAUGUAUAGAUUAAAUGGCUGGUUUUGUGAAUGACAUGGUUAGAGAGCUUUGUGCACCAUAACUGAUCAUAAUUACUGUGCCAUACUGGUUUUGUCAAAUCUUCUGAACUCAUACAGCUGAAAGGCUUAAGGUUUUCACAGUAAUUCCACGUCCAUUAGAGCCAGAUAGCGAGUGUGCUUGUCGGAAAAACCUCCAAACUGUAUAGAGAUAUUUAGAUAUGGCUCCGUCCUGCCUUGGUGUGAGGGAUUUUGAGGAGGCAACUGUGUGAGACUCUUCAUGUUUAUGCCUCUCUCUGAUCUCACAAAUCCCAGGCCAAUGUCAGCCAAGAGACGAGUAUUAAUAUCCCUGUGCAUAGCUGCCAUUUCUCCCAACCUAUCCAUCUUCAGCUGAGUGGGGGGGUUGAGUUAUAUAAAGGCUCACAUAUAUCCUGAUGAGGCCACCCUCUCUGAUCAUUGUAUGAGCCAGGUAGAAAUCUGUCUUGUGUUUCUCACAUAAUUAAUUGUGAUUGAGUGUGAUUAUAUUGUUAUGUGCAAAUCAAACACAAUAAAGCAAUUAUUUUU
Conger conger (European conger) is the source of this 1882-nucleotide messenger RNA. RefSeq names its product annexin A14 (gene anxa14). The transcript is spliced from 13 exons. Gene Ontology annotation, molecular function: calcium-dependent phospholipid binding; calcium ion binding. Gene Ontology annotation, cellular component: cytoplasm. The record is from RefSeq and is a predicted model, not a curated record. Bases 149 to 1147 code for a protein of 332 amino acids. Lineage: Eukaryota; Metazoa; Chordata; Actinopteri; Anguilliformes; Congridae.